Cadophora gregata is the source of this 1556-nucleotide messenger RNA. RefSeq names its product Oxysterol binding protein (gene KES1). Gene Ontology annotation, cellular component: membrane; intracellular membrane-bounded organelle; cytosol. The coding region runs from base 193 to 1386 and encodes 397 amino acids. Lineage: Eukaryota; Fungi; Ascomycota; Leotiomycetes; Helotiales; Ploettnerulaceae. The record is from RefSeq and is a predicted model, not a curated record. Gene Ontology annotation, biological process: exocytosis; maintenance of cell polarity; piecemeal microautophagy of the nucleus. The transcript has 2 exons. Gene Ontology annotation, molecular function: oxysterol binding.
AAUUCGGUCUGCCCAUUCCCCAUUCCCCCACGUCACCGCUACAGUACAAAACCUUUCACCGGAUACUCUGUUUGAAAAUAGAAGUUUUUACCAACAGCAUCGAGCGAUCAAUACCACAUUUCUGCUCGAAAGAGUCUACUCAUCUGCCACCCAUCGACCUUACAAACCCCUCAUCAAGGAACAAAUCCAGCUAUGUCUUCCAGCGAGAAAGAAGGAGGCGGCGUUUCUGCCCAGAACAAGGGGUCUUGGAGUGCUUUCCUCAAGUCGAUUGCCUCGUUCUCAGGAGAUCUGUCGUCUCUGACAGCUCCACCAUUUAUCCUCUCCUCAACUUCGUUGGUCGAGUUCUCCUCAUACUGGGCAGAGCACCCAGCGCUUUUUAUUGCACCUGCGAAAGAGCAGGAUCCCCAGAAGCGCGCGCUUCUGGUACUGAAAUGGUUCUUAUCUACGCUUAAGCAGCAGUAUGCCAGUCGUAGUGAAAAGUUUGGAAAUGAGAAGAAGCCCUUGAAUCCUUUCCUGGGAGAGCUGUUCUUGGGCAAGUGGGAAGAUGCAUCAGGUACAACAGAGUUGGUAUCAGAGCAAGUCAGCCACCACCCUCCCGUCACCGCAUACCGUAUCGCAAAUAAGCAGCACGGCGUAUACCUGGAAGGCUACAAUGCGCAAAAGGCGUCAUUCGCCCGCACAAUCUACGUCAAGCAAAUCGGACAUGCAGUCUUCACGAUACCAGCUUUCAACGAGACCUACCUGAUCACCCUACCAAACCUGCACAUCGAAGGUCUCAUUUUUGGCGCACCAUUCGUGGAGUUGAAUGACAAGACAUACAUUACCAGCAGUUCAGGCUAUACUGCCAAGAUUGAUUACAGUGGCAAGGGCUGGUUGUCAGGCAAGAAGAAUAGCUUCACAGCGACUUUAUACCCUACUGGUAAGGAGAAGGAUGUUAUUUACACUGCGACUGGACAGUGGACAAAGUCGUUCGAGAUCACGGAAGGAAAGAAGCAGGUUGUCGAUACGUACAAUGCCGAGGCUUCUCCCACCACCCCCCUCACUAUUGCCCCAAUCGAGGCGCAAGACCCCAUGGAGUCUCGAAGAGCAUGGCAAAAGGUCGCAGCUGGUAUCGCUGUAGGAGACAUGGACGCCACUGGAGUUGAGAAGACAACAAUUGAAGAGAGCCAGAGAGAAUUGAGACGCCAAGAAGCCGCCGAGGGACGGCAGUGGGAGAGACGCUAUUUCAAGAAGCUCGACACAGAUCCCAUCUUGGAGAAAUUAGGCCCACAGAUCGGUGUCUUGCCAGAAGCUGACAAGACGGGAGGGAUUUGGAGGUUUGAUGAGGAGAAGGCGAAUGCAUUGGCCACGAAGACUUCGAGUGCUGCGCCGGCGAAGGAGCUGUAGACAUCGUGGGGGUGAAAGACGGGAUGAGUUGAGAAAGCCAUUGGCUCGUUGGCGCAGUGGAGCAAACUUUUGGAAAUGGGACUGUUUUGUUCUACGCGAAAUACAUUGUACUAAUAGAUAAUCGGCAAGCAUAGGUAAUAGAAUGUGCAAUUGCGAUUCUUUUCACGCUA